This is a messenger RNA of Lytechinus pictus (painted urchin), 3642 nucleotides long. Its product is annotated as battenin-like. The transcript is spliced from 15 exons. The record is from RefSeq and is a predicted model, not a curated record. Gene Ontology annotation, cellular component: membrane. The coding region runs from base 183 to 1430 and encodes 415 amino acids. NCBI's taxonomy places the organism in Eukaryota, Metazoa, Echinodermata, Echinoidea, Temnopleuroida, Toxopneustidae.
AUAACGCCCUCUACGUUUGAAAUAAGACAACAAAUAAUUUCGUUGAAAUCGGACGAGUACGGAGUAUAGUAGUGAGAAGGGAGCGAGAAUAAAUAAAAUCAAAUAUAAGUUACUUUGGCAAGCCUAGGUCUAUGGAGUAUGUUCAUGUAAGCCUACAUGUAGUGCUUUGACUCGCCGGCACAAUGCACCAGGCCCAGUCGAACACCAAUUCAACCCAUUUUCGACGUAAUUGGGUUGGAUUCUUUCUUCUUGGUCUAUCUAACAUGCUACCCUAUGCCAUGGUUAGUGCUGCAGCAAACUCUAUCGCGAGAAGCUAUCACAAAGAGGGCUUUGUUGCAACAAUAUAUGGUGCUGUAGGAUCUACGACGAUCGUUGUCAAAUUGCUGAACACAUUUGUUUUAACACGAGUGUCAUACACCAUCAGGUUCACAACUAACACCUUGGUACUGUUAUUAGGAAUAGCCGGGGUAGCUUACGCUCCUACUUUCAUUACUGCUAUCUUUGCUGUGGUUAUUGUUGGAGCAAGUUACGCCUUUGGAGAAAAUUUAGCUUUAGGGUACUUAUCAAAGUUUGAUAGUCGACUGGUGAAUGCCUGGUCAAGUGGGUGUGGCUGUGCCGGAUUGAUCAGUGCACUAUUUGUCAUUGCAGCUGGAUGUCUUAUUAAACCUACGCUAGACAAAGCAUCUGAUCUGAAGGAAGUUGAUUGGUAUAGUUUCCUGGCGUGCUGUCCAUUCGUAUUUCUCUACCUGAUUGCGUACCUCAUGGUGAUCGUUGAAGCUCCAGGAGAGAGUGACUUAACCCAGGUCAAUGGUUACAGUGUGAAUGCAGCACAUGUAACCGAUGACAAUCCCAGAACUGAACAAGAUUCGUUACUCGGACAUGAACAGUCCUUAUCACACGGAGAACCAAGACGACUCACUAUGUCUGAUAGAUGGCGCUGUUUUAAACUUAUAUGGAAGUUAGGAGUCAAUCUUGCCAUUGCCACUUUCGCAACCUUUGUUUGUCGUGUGGCGUCGGCCAAAGCUGAGGACAAAUCAAAGUACAAUCAGGAUUGUCCGGAGCUCUUUGUUUCUCUCCAGCUUUGCUUCCAGGCCGCCCAGUUUGCUUCUCUGUCUUCCGUCCAGCACAUAAAGAUUCGUCGGGUGGACGUUCUAGUCGCCAUUCAGUUUAUCAAUGCUGUAGUAUGGAUAAUCAAUACAGUAUAUAAGUUCAUGCCUGUUUACAUCCUACCGGCCUAUAUGGUCUUCAUUGGACUGAUCAUGGGGGCCAUAUAUGUCAAUACAUUUUACAUGGUGCACAACGAUGACAUCUUCCCCUCGGAACACAGAGAUUUACUGGCCAAUAUGACCGGAACAUUCCUUACAGUUGGUGUAUCUUUGUGUAGUAUCUUGAUGACAGUACUCUACAAGAAAGUACUGUUCGACUAUUGACCCUCAUCUAUCCAUCCAGUUCUAUCUGACCGAGGAGUCGUCCACUCUCGGUCAUUAUUUUGGACAUCCUGUGGAAUUGGUCAUAUGCAAUGAGCACAUGCUGCAUUGAGAUGUCGUGAUGAAUACGCCAGACAGGGCCCAGUGGUCAUGAAAAACUGGAAUUGAAAUGUAAGGGUCUUGGAUUCAAACCCCAAUGAGGAAUAGGUAUCUACUACCAUCACAACCGCUCUCCACCCAGGUGCCCAGUGUAUUUCAGAAGGGAUAGAAGGCCUGUAUGCACAGGAGAUGAUGUGCGUGUGUUAUUUGCAUGCAGCACUCAUGUCAUGGUUUGAAUAAAAGAGCUGUAAAGAUGUACAAUAUUUGAAUUUGAUAAGUUUUAAAUUAAUGUUAAAGAAAUGUUUAUGCCUCCCUUUGCCUGUUGUACAUACCGUCAACUGGGGUGACUUUGGACUUUGAAAUGAUGUUUGGGUGACUUCAGACACACCUCAGAAAAAGAUAUACCUGUUUAUCCUCCUCGAUCAUUUUUCUCCAAAUAAUAUUUUUGUUUGAUAUUUGUGGCAGUAUUUAGGUUAUAGAAGGGAUGUAAGAAUAUGUUAUAACAAAUAAAAAUGGUUUGGAGGAUACACCGGUAAAUCUGUUCACAAAUGUUCCGUCCAAAAUCUACCCGUUUGAUGGUAUUAUUUUUUGAUGACUGGUGCAAUAUGCUUAGAUCGAUUAUACAUUUAUGAAAAAAUUGAUGAUUCAUUUUAUCUACAAUAGAAGCAUGUAGAAAUGCGAUUCUGAAUAUAAUUAUUUUUAUUGUGUGUGUUUAGAUUGAGUUUAAUCGAUAUAAGUAUUAUGAAAUAUAGUAAUAGACAGUACAGGGAAUAAUUAGCAUCAGUCUUGUGUAGUAACAGAAAUCUGAGGGACUCUUUUGAGUGGUUUAUUGAUCGAAUCUGACUCCUCAUCUUUUACCUUCAAAUCUUCCAUUUUGGAUAUAGAUUCAUUUAUUUCACACCUCUUUAAAAUACAUAAAUACAAAUAAAAUUCUUAUACAACAGAACAGAUAUUGACAAGCACCGGUAUAUGGUAUAAGUAUCCAUAAACAUAUAGUAAAGAACAGCGAUCUCCGCUGUACGGCGAAUGUGGUUGAAAGACAAAGCCAUUGGCCUAUCGAGGUCUGUCCCCCUGAUUACCGUACAACAGAGAAAGGACUUACACAAUUUAGAAAGAAAAAAAAAACCAUAAUGCAAAGAAAAGGCAAAGCAGAAGAAUAAAAGUCCUAAUUAGCAAGGGGGGGGGGGCAGGCAAUUUCUUGACAGACAAAAAUCAGGGAAGGUGACUUUGGAAUCAGUUAUAUGGUGAUGUCAAAUACCAUACUUCUAUAGCAAAAUUAUAUACCUGUUCCAUGUAUAAUUGAUUUCGUGACUCCUUUACCAGACUUGAGAUUGGAGUCUCAAAAUAGACACAAAGUGACAUAAGAGAGGAAAGAAUGAAACUUAGAAGAGAGUUUAGGGAGAUUAAAGAAGUACGAAACCGACAAUUGAUAGAAUAAAUAUAUCAAGAUAUGGAAUGCUUUCAUAUCAGAAUUUCUUUAUGUAAGAAUUUCCUCUGUAAAUGAACAUACUGAUAUUAACAUGACUUAUUAUUUUACUGUCUUUCAAACUCGACUCAUUGUCACUUUACCAAAUGGUGGUUGUUACGCGAGCAUAAUUUUUAUCUACUUUUACUUUUUGAGAGUGAUAUGAUCUUGUGUUUUUGAAUUUUUAAAAAAAUGUCUCUUCAUGCACUGAAUGAUUGUUUAAAGUCUUUAUAAAAUAUUUGCAAUAUUUCAUAGAUUUUUAUACAUAAUAAAGAAUGAUAUAUACAUGUAUAUGUAUAUAUACACACAUUUUUAUAUUUGGUUUGUUUUAUAUAUAGACAUGUUUUAUAUAUAGUACAUUUUUCAAUAUUAUUCUUCCAUAAACUAUCAAUUUUGUACUAUUUUCUUUAAGAUACUAUUAUGGAAACAAAUUUUUUAGUAAUUCACUUCGCUUAAUGACUUUGAUGCCAUUCUUGUGAGUGAUUUUUUUAAAAUUUAAAAUGGAAUGAAUACUAACUAAAUUAUUUCAUGUAUACUGUAAAUUAUUUUGUAUUCUGUUUUCUAGCCAUCAUUUGGCACAAAAACUCCAAAGAAUAUAUAAUGUAGUGCUUAAUAUGGGUUCAUGAAAUGCCCUCCUUGGAACUGUUUCAU